This is a messenger RNA of Parasteatoda tepidariorum (common house spider), 4400 nucleotides long. Its product is annotated as sorting nexin-8. Gene Ontology annotation, biological process: intracellular protein transport; early endosome to Golgi transport. NCBI's taxonomy places the organism in Eukaryota, Metazoa, Arthropoda, Arachnida, Araneae, Theridiidae. Gene Ontology annotation, molecular function: protein binding; phosphatidylinositol binding. The record is from RefSeq and is a predicted model, not a curated record. Gene Ontology annotation, cellular component: early endosome membrane.
UUAAAAAUUAGUUAUUGAUUAUAAUUUGUUACAAAAUUGAAUAAAUUAGCAAUAAAUAUUUUUAUCUUUCAUGUAUCAACAGAAAAGAAACAUUGAGUAGGAAAUGGGGGCGUGACUUAUUUAUUUUGGGUGACCAUGGCAGCGGAUUUGGCGUUCGGCACUGUGCCACCAUUCUAUCGAGAAAUGUAUGAUAUUGUUUGCGCUAAUCAAGAAAAUGUUGUAGAUCAAGAUAUGUUCAUUAAGCUAUUAGUGAAAUCUAGCUUACCCAAACAAACAUUGUCACAAAUAUGGGAACUUGUAGAUACCCGACAAGGCUAUUUAUCACGAUCUGGUUUAUAUAAAGCCCUUGCUUUAGUAGCAUUUGCUCAACAGGGUAAACAAGUCAGUGAAAAGCUUAUUCAAAAUUUCACUGGAGGAGAGUUGCCGAAACCUUCUUUGGGUGAUUUGACAGACCUAAGGAUUUUGAGUAUUCGUUUAAGACGAGAGAAAAACCCUAUGCGACUAGGCCUGACUUACCAUGAAAUUUGUGCGUUGGACAGUGUUCAAAUAGCAUUAGUUCCUGAAAAGAAAGGAUUAUUUUUAAAACAUGUUGAAUAUGAAGUUACUAGUCAGAGAAAUAAAUCUAAUGUUCAAAGAAGAUAUAAUGAUUUUGUUGCUUUACAAGAGCUUUUGUUACAAAAAUUUCCAUACAGGUUGAUUCCUCAAUUACCACCUAAAAAAGUAAUGGGAGCUGAUGAACAGUUUUUAGAAGAUAGAAGAAAAUCUUUAAAAAGAUUUCUAAACCUUCUGGCCAGACAUCCUGUUAUUUCAGAAGACAAAAUACUUCAUUUUUUCCUGACAUUUUCUGGCACAGAUCUUCAACACAAAAUGAAGGAUCACUUUCGUGGAGUUUUAGAUGAAUUUAAUUCAAAUGAACAAGCUAAUGAUGCAGAAGAAUUAGUUCCUAUUGAUUCAUUUAAUCAAUUAUCCAUUGUCAGAGAGCAGAUGAAACAAGUAUACAAUGGUUUUCAACAAUUGAAAGAAGUUACUGAAAGGGUUGUUGACAGAGCAAAGCAAGAGUCAUCUGAUAUGCUGUUAUUCGGAAAAGAAUUGUGCUCUUUGGCUAACAGUGCCAGUGCAGAAUCUGAUUGGGGUUCCGGAGGUAAUGAAACAUGGGAUGAUUUGAAAAGAGGCAUGAAAAAUAUUCACCCAAUGCUAUCAACUGUUUCCUCUGCAUAUCUUGAUUUGGCAUCUAAAGAAGAGGAAGAAGUUUUGGAAGAGUUAAAUUUAUUUUUAGAUAUUCUUACUGCAUACAAGGAACUUUGUGAUCGAUAUGAACAAUUUAACAGCGUAGUAAGACAGAAAAGUUCGAGGAAACUUCUAGCUCGUCAAACAUCUACAAAUCCCAUCGUAGUGGAUGCUGAAAAUCAAGCUCAUCAACUGAAUGAAAAGAGAAAUUAUUUUUUUCUACAUUGUAUUCAUAUGGAAACACAGCUAGUUCAUACCUACAUGCAAGUUCUGGUAAAAGUCCUUCAAUCUCUAGUUAGUUUGCGGACUAAAGGAUUAUCAAAUAUUUCAACAAUAUGGAAAACUAUGGAACCUUUAACAGAAAAUUUGAUUCCUAUACCUGGUACUCCAUCUCCUACUUCUACCAUUAGUAGGUAACUACAAAAUCAAAUUUGGUUUUGUAUUUCGGAUGCCUAAAUGAAAACAGUGCCGUAUCAUUAGAAAUUUUUUUUGAUGCAUAAAGAUAUUUUGAAUAUCAUGCAAUUUAUAAAUGUGAAUAUUUUUUGAAGCAAAUGAAUUACUUUGAAUGCUAAAACCUGGUGAAUUCCUAUUUAAAAUAUAUUUAUAUAUAUAGUUGUUAUUCAUGUCUUUCAUUGUUAAAAGCCUCCUUCUCUUUAUACUGAUUUUUUUUUAGUUAGUUUUUCACAUCUAUUUAUUUUAAGAGCUUUAUUUAAUUAAAUACUCAAUUCAGUGAUGAAUUAUAUUGUUUUGUGGGAUUUUCUCCCCUUAUUCAAAAUGUUUGUAUUCUGAUAUUUAAUAUUUUACAAUCAAAAAGUUAUCAAUUGAUAUUAAUCUCAUUUUCGCAAUUUUCUUGAUUAAUCUUUUGUAAAAUUUUAUUAGAAUUUUCAUUUAAAUAAAAAUCUUAUUUCAGAUUUUUAUUUAAAUGAAAUCUAGUACAUUGAGAGUUAUUUUUAUUAUCUAUUUUUUUUUUGUGUAUGCCAUUCUAGGUUGUGAGUUAUAAAAUGAUAAUAAUUUGAGAUUAUGGGUAAUUUUAUUAUUCUUUAAUAAUGCAUAUGAAUAUGCAAGAUAAUUACUACAAAUAUUUCAUUGAGUUUUAUUAUCUUACUUCUAAAAUAUAGCUAUGAGUUUAAUGUCUUGAAGACUGCAGUAAUAAUAAGAAUAAGCUUUUGCUAAAAAAAUUAUUUAUAAUGUAUUUGAUUACUUUUCAACUCUCAAACCUCACUAUAACUUUCAAAUUGUUCUGUUUUUUACCCAAAUUCAUGUUAGGGUAUAACCUAUACUUGUUCAGGCUCCAAAAAUGCUUUAAUAUGUUUAGCAAGACAUGUUUAACAUUUGGGCUAUUGGAAGUUUAAUAAUUAAAAUAUUUUGAAUUAUGAUUAAGUUUUUCCUUUUGCAUGAUUGAAAAAAAAAUAUUUAAAAAAUUUUAUAAAUGAUUAGAAUUAAAGUUUUAUUUGUUUCAUUAAUGAAUUAAAACUAACCAGAUUAAAUAUCAUCAGAUAGAACUAUUUCUUUAUGCAGAUUUUCAGUUUUAAACUAUUCAUAUAAUAUAAAAGGUAAAAUAAAUUAGUUUUAAUUUAAAAUUGUAUGACAUACAUGCACUAUGCAUCUUUAACUAACCCUUCUUCUGCUUUCAAAUUUUGAGAUUUUUUUUUUUUUUAUGCUUGUAGUUUCAAGAAUUAAAAUUAGUGUAAUCUCAAAACUUUCAAGACAAAUUUUUAUGUAUGAAACAAAGAAAAGCAAUAUGUUGAAAAUAUUACAAUACAGUUACUUUAUUGUUCAAAUAAUUUUUUUAUAGAAUAAAAAUUUGAUUCUUUUUAUUUAGGAGUAAAUUAGAUGUAUUUUCUAAAAAAAAUUUAUUCUUCUAAACUUAACCUUAUUUGUUUUAAACUAUUAUAAAAAGGAUGUUGCCAGCAUAACCAGUAUGCUUUAAAGCUUAUAAAACUGUUUAAGAUAGAAUGAAAACAUAAAAGAUUAAAAAAAUUUAGUAGUAUCAAUUUAUUUUUGGUUAAGAAUUUCUCAGUUUGCUAAUUUGGGGCUGAAAACAUGAGAUCUAUCGAACCUUAGGAAUUGUGAUAAAAAAAUUGCCUUUCUCUCAAACAUAUUAUAAAAAUUGUUAUCCCCUUCAAAAUUAAAAUAACCUACAAAGGUUUUUUAUUACUAUCUUAAAUCAAAAUAUUUAUAAAGAAAAUUUAAUUAUUCUAUUAAAAGAUUUGAUUAGUAAUUUUCUGGUUAUAUGAUAGAACAAUUAUACUGUUUUCCAUAUAGUUUAUCAAUGCUUAAGUUAUAUGCACUUUAAAUUGACAUCAUUAAUCUUACUAUUUUCUUCUGAAACUUAAAUUUUUUUUUUUUUGCUUAUUUAUAAAUUGAAACAUUAAUUUGUAUAAUGAAUAAUUCUCAAAAAAAGUCUUGGUUGUCUCAGUUAUAAAAAUGUUUAUAUUUAAAUGCUUGUGCUCUAUGAAGACAAUGCUAUUCAUAAAAAAAAAACGCUCAAAUCUCUUCCGCAAGUAUUAAAAAAAGGUAACUUCAGUAAUUAAUAACUAAAUCUGUUAAUUAACCAAUUCCAUAAUUAUUAUUUAUCAAUUAUAUUAUUUUCUAUAACUUUUAUAAAGUAUUUCAUUUAUUUACCAACACGUUAACAAAUUGUGUACAAAAAUGUUGUUCAUCUUGUUUUUUUAUAUGAAACUUUUGAUGAACAUUUCUUAAAAGCCAAUCAUAGAUCAUCACCAUUUUCAAUCUAGUAUUAAGUAAUGAACUUUUUAGUUUAUUAUUGAAAAAAGGAUAAAAGUAUUGAGAAAGCCUACAUAAAAUUGUAACUUUUUAUAAGUAGUUUAAAUAUAUGUACUAAUAAAAAUUUCCAUGUUUCUGAAAAGUACGAAAAUUAACAGACGAAUAUCUUGUAAGUUAUAUAUUUUUAUAAUAAAAGUUGACUUCAAUGCAUUGUUGAUAAAAUUUGCAACUUAUAACAUGUUUUAUAGAGGUGUAAAAAAAAUUUCCAGCCAAAUGUGUCUUCCUAUGGUAUAUUUGAAGUAUUUACUUUGCGUGUUUGUUUUGUCUGAUCAUAAUUUAACCCUUUGACAUAGAAUUUUUAAAAUUUAGGUCAAAAUAAGUGAAGAAAUAUUAAGCAUUUUAAUAAUGUAUAGUUUUGAAAUAUAGUAGCAUUUUUUUUUUUUUUU